AUGUUGAGCACCUCCAGCACAACCGCAGCCAUGGCCUCCAACACCUCCGACGAUUAUUUGAGCUACUCUGCGUACGAUGGUUUGGGCUGUAACGGCACUAACUGCUCGGAUGAAGACGACUCUGGCUGGUGUGAGGCUGACGAGCAGCAGGAACGCAUCAUCCGAAUGUUCCAGACGUGCGCGUUCUGUCUGAUCUUUCUGCUGGGCAUCAUGGGCAACGGCCUGGUGAUCGCCACCUUCGUCCUCUAUCGCCGCCUGCGGCUCCGCUCGAUGACCGACGUCUUCCUGUUCCACCUGGCGCUGGCGGACCUGCUCCUGCUCCUCACGCUGCCCCUGCAGGCCACCGACACGCACCUGGGUUGGAUCUUCCCUGACUUCCUGUGCAGAGCCACACGCGCGUGCUACGCCAUCAACACUUACAGUGGGCUGCUGCUGCUAGCCUGCAUUAGCAUCGACCGCUACAUGGUGGUGGCACGAGCUCAGGAGAUGCUGCGGCUGCGCAGUCGGAUUCUAACGGCAGGGAAGGUUGCAGCUGUUGGGGUCUGGAUUGUUGCGGUUCUCCUUAGCCUGCCUGAAAUCCUCUUCUCAGGGGUUUCAUGGUCCGGUCUCCAGUAUUACUGCGGCAUGCAGAAGAGUGGUCAAGUCAAGAUGGCCACCAAUGGAGCCAUCAUUGCUGUCUUCUGCGUGUCCCUCUCCAUCAUGGUGUCGUGCUACACCUCCAUCGGUUGGGUCCUGUGGGAGGGGCACGUAAACCGCCGAGGGAAACUGUGGCAUCGUCAGCGUACGCUGAAGUUAAUGGUAGCUCUGGUGUUGGUGUUUCUGAUCUUCCAGCUGCCGUACACCGUGGUGCUGUCUCUCAAACUAGCGGGCCAGUUCUGCGAGCUGUUGUUGGAGUACGUGACCUGCACCCUGGCGUACACCCGCUGCUGCCUCAACCCCAUCCUCUACGCCCUGGUCGGCGUGCGCUUCCGUAAGGACGUGAUGCAGCUCCUGCACGAUUGUGGCUGCCCGUGUGGGUUCCACUUCACGCUGCAGACGGUGAGCUCCACGUCCAUCUCCGCCACCUCUCCUGCCCUCACCGUGCUCUCAGCCUGCCCGCCGACCUCACCGGAUCGCAGCAACUCCAGCAGCGACGCAACGUCGCCCCUCAAGUUCCAGUUUCCAGCUCACAAAUAA
Molecule: messenger RNA, 1176 nt
Organism: Nematolebias whitei (Rio pearlfish)
Lineage: Eukaryota; Metazoa; Chordata; Actinopteri; Cyprinodontiformes; Rivulidae
Gene: ccr10
Product: chemokine (C-C motif) receptor 10
Exons: 2
Coding region: 1-1176 (391 amino acids)
Biological process (GO): immune response; chemotaxis; G protein-coupled receptor signaling pathway
Cellular component (GO): membrane
Molecular function (GO): chemokine receptor activity
Source: RefSeq, a predicted model, not a curated record